Molecule: messenger RNA, 5368 nt
Organism: Conger conger (European conger)
Lineage: Eukaryota; Metazoa; Chordata; Actinopteri; Anguilliformes; Congridae
Gene: timeless
Product: timeless circadian clock
Exons: 31
Coding region: 559-4329 (1256 amino acids)
Biological process (GO): replication fork arrest; DNA replication checkpoint signaling; DNA repair
Cellular component (GO): replication fork protection complex
Molecular function (GO): DNA binding
Source: RefSeq, a predicted model, not a curated record
UGUUUUUAGCCUGAAAGGUUCCCUCCAUUUGUUAUUGGGAUCCGCCUCUUAAAGGGGCGACGUUCGCCUGCCGGUUGCUAUUAUUUGCUUAUCCAACAGAGUGGGAAACCUGCUUCAGUGCUAAGAUGGUGUCUGAGUUGCACGUACCUAGUUUAGUCAUCGCAUGGGUUACCGUAAUUUGCAGGCGUACACACUGGUGUCAAAGUGGUGAAAAUAUACAUGCGUGGUAGGCAGCACUGAAAAUAUAUAGCACUCGAAGGGUUAAGCUUCCUUAUGAAACUGGAUUACAUUCACUGGGAAUUAUGGGUAAGUAUUCCUGUUGCAUAACUGUGGAUCAUAUCGGCUGUGUUCACCCGCUUUCUGUUUGUUUUUCUACGCAUUUUGGAGUGGAAAGAAGGUAGAAUCACUGGGAAAGAGGGCAGAAUCUAAGACGGUCUUGGGUUUUCCUUUGGAAAUUAAGCACAGUUUUGAACGGCCUGUGAACUGACGUCGGUGGACUUCAGCUCAGCUGUUGAGAAUCAGAUUGAGACCCCUUUCCUCUUGCCUGGACGGAGAUAUAUGGACUUGUACAUGAUGAAUUGUGAACUCUUGGCAACGUGCAGUGCCCUAGGCUUCUUGGAAGGAGACACGUACCACCGUGAACCAGACUGUCUCGAGAGUGUGAAGGACCUGAUCCGGUACCUGCGGCACGAGGAUGAGACCCGCGACGUUCGGCAGCAGCUGGGGGCCGGGCAGAUCCUGCAGAACGACCUGCUGCCCAUCAUCACCCAGCACCACCAGGACAAGCCCCUGUUCGACGCCUGCAUCCGGCUAAUGGUCAACCUUACCCAGCCUGCGCUGCUCUGCUUUGGCAAGGUGCCAGAUGACCCGGCUUUCAGACAUCAUUACCUGCAGGUCGUGUCCUACCUGCAGGCCUACAUGGAGGCUUUUGCCAAUGAGAAAGUGUUUGGUGUGCUGAGUGAGACGCUCUACAACCUUCUGCAGCUGGACUGGGAACAGAGACAGGAAGAGGAUAAUCUCCUUAUCGAGCGGAUCCUGCUUCUGGUCAGGAACGUGUUGCAUAUUCCUGCUGACCCUUACGAGGAGAAGAACGUGGACGAUGACGCGAGCAACCACGACAAGCUGCUGUGGGCGGUGCACAUGAGCGGCCUGGACGACCUGUUCAAGUUCCUGGCCAGCGCGCCGAGCGAGCAGCAGUGGAGCCUCCACGUGCUGGAGGUCAUCUCCCUCAUGUUCAGGGACCAGACUCCCGAGCUGCUGGUGAGUGCGGGCCAGGCUCGCACCACGCAGGAGAAGCAGAAAGACGACCAGGAGCUGGGGGCCCUGAGGCAGAAGGAGCUGGCGGCCAAGAGGACCCGCAACCUCCAGAGGGGAACCAGACACUCUCGCUUUGGAGGCUCCUAUGUGGUGCAGGGGCUGAGGUCCAUCGGGGACAAUGAUGUCAUAUACCACAGAGGCCUUCACAAUUUUAAGAACUACUCCCACGACACGGGCAAGGCGGUGCGCCGCGUCCCCAAACGUCAGCUGCGGGCGCGAGACCACGACGGCCAGAGACGCUCCGCCCUCAACGUGCGCCUUUUCCUGCGCGAGUUCUGCAUCGACUUCCUGGAGAACUGCUACAACCGCCUCAUGUACCUGGUCAAGGAGAGGCUGGUUCGGGAGCAGGGGCAGCAGCACGAUGAGACCUACUACCUUUGGGCCCUGAGCUUCUUCAUGGCGUUCAACCGGGGCCACAACUUCCGGCCCGACCUCGUCUCCGAGACCAUGUCCAUCCGCGCCUUCCACUACAUCGAGCGCAACAUCACCAACUACUACGAGAUGAUGCUCACCGACCGCAAGGAGGCCACCUCCUGGUCUCGCAGGAUGCAUCUGGCCCUGAAGGCCUAUCAGGAGCUGCUGCUGACGGUGAACGAGAUGGACCGCUCCCGAGACGAGAACAUCCGCCAGAGCUCCAAUGUCAUCAAGAGCAACAUAUUUUACCUGAUGGAGUACAGGGAGAUCUUCCUGACCUUGCUGCGCAAGUUUGACGAGACCAAGCAGCCGCGCUCCUUCCUGCGGGACCUGGUGGAGUCCACACACCUCUUCCUGCGCAUGCUGGAGCGCUUCUGCCAGGGCCGCCGCAGCCUGGUGGUGCAGAAGAAGAAGACGAAACGCAGGAGGUCUCACGGAAAGAAGAAGCCGCAGGUGGAGCACACACCUGAGCUCCUGGAGGAGACCUGGCAGGCGGUGUCUCAAGAGCUGAGCACCGCUGGGUUUCAGUUGUCGGAGUCGGUGAUGGAGGGCGUGGUGCCGUUCGACGCUACCUCAGACACGCCCCUGGAGGAGCAGCGCACCGAGGCCAUGGUGCGGCUACAGGACGCUCUGCUCGCCCGUCUGGGACCCGAGGCUCUCGGCCUGCUCCGGGCGGCAAGGGAGGUGUGGCCAGAGGGAGACGUGUUUGGGUCAGCUGACGUGGAGCCGGAGGAGGAGCUACAGCUGCUGAAGCAGAUCCUAUUCGCCAACCUUCCCAGGCCGGCUCCCACUGAUCCUGUUGUAGAGGAGGAGGAAGGAGGCGUUGGUGAAUUGGAGGAAGAGGAAGAGAUUGAGUCAGUACGUGUGUCUGAGACAGAGUUCAACUUCCUGGACUACAUCAAGAGGUUCGCCAGCCCGAACAUCGUGCGCCCGUACCUGCUAUUGCUGAAGACGUACUCCCAGAACGGCACGCACACCAACCACUGCAUCGCCCGUAUGCUCCACCGCCUGGCCUUUGACCUCAAGAUGGACGCUCUGCUCUUCCAGCUGUCCGUCUUCUGGCUCCUCAACAAGAUCCUGGGGGACCCUGCGGCCGCAGCCUACAAGGAGCUGGUCACCUUUGCCAGGUUCCUGCUGGGCCGCUUCUUCACCCUGGCGGCAGACAACAGCAAGGCCUUCGUGGAGCUGCUCUUCUGGAAGAACGUGGGGACUGUGCGUGAGAUGACCGAGGGGUACACCAAACCCGGGGAGGGGAACAAAGGAGGAAAAGCCAGCUGGACUCCAGAAGAACAGGAGGAACUCCGGCAGGUCUACGAGGAACACCGCGACUCUGGAGUGCCCGACGUCGUGGAGACCAUCCUGCCGUUGCUUGGCAACACCACACGCACGCGGCGGCAGGUUGUGGCUCAGAUGGUGCACAUGGGUCUCGUGGACAGCGUGAGGGACCUGAAGAAAGAGAGGAAGGGAACUCGCAUUGUUCUCUGGACGGAGGAGCAGGAGAUGGAGUUGGAGACUCUAUUUGAAGAGUACAGGAACUCUGACGAUGUGCUGGGUAACGUGCUGAAGAGGCUGACCGCGAAGCGUUCGCGGGCGCGGGUGGUCGACAAGAUGCUCAGCAUGGGCCUGGUGUCCGACCGGAGGGAGCUGUACAAGAAGAGGCGUCGCAACGCCCCUGGGAAAUCCACCGGCAUGUCUGAAGAGGAUUUCUUCUCAGACAUGACAGCGGGGGCUCAGGGAGAGCGCUCGGACAUAGAAGAGGAUGAGGAGGAGGAGGAUGAGGAUGAGGAGGAAGACGGGUCGGGGAGGAGCGAUGACGAGGAGGGCGAGGAAGAGGAGCGAGGGGCUCGGCAGAAGGGGACCCGUGUCAGGGAGACACCGGCUGAGCGGAACGCCAGUGUGGGGGCCAUAGUGCACGCUCUGCGAGGGGAAGGCAUGGCAGGACCCCUGCUGUGGCUGCAGAACUGCCUGAACAGAACAGCCGAUGAUCGUGAAGAAGAAGGCUUGUCCCAGGCAGUCCCGCUCGUCCCGCUGAUGGAGGAGAACGAGGACGCCAUGGAGACGGCCGGCUUCCAGCGGCUGCUCCGCAAGCUGGGCGUCCGUGCGCCUGCCAACGAGCAGGAGUCCUUCUGGAGAGUUCCGGCGAAGCUGAGCCCGUCCCAGCUGCGGGCGGCAGCCUCCUGGCUGUCCCAGGAUGUGGGAGCAGGGGAGAGGGGAGGGGACGGGGUGCAGGGCAGCCCCGCCGUGGAGCAGGAGGGGGGCAGCGAUGACAUUGAGCAGAGGGCACAGUCCCUGAGAGCACUGCUGCUGGCCCGCAAGAAGAACCAGCCAACAGCAGGCCACACUGAAAGCCACUCAUCUCAGGAUGAUAUGGAGUCCACUUCUGACAGAGACAUGCCCAGCAGAGCUGGAGACCAGGGCAAGGUUGGUGCAAAGAGAAGCAGAGUCCUGGACAGCGAUGAGGAGAGAGAAGACGAUUCAUCGGUGAAAAACGCAGGGUGUGUCGACCCCGAUUCGGACGAGGAGGCGCAGUCCGCCCCCUCCAAGCGCAGACGCCACAGAGCGCUCAUAGACGAGGACGAGGACGAGGACGAAGACUAGAAGAUGUUCACCUGCUGGGGUCCCCAGUUUAAAUGGGGCCAGAGCCGAAGCCCGGGCGGGAGGUGACGCUCAACUCGUCUCCCGAGCGGAGCCCUGGAUCAGCGUUGGCUGUCCUCUCAUAAUGGGGUGGGGUUAGGACGAGACUUUGAGAAGCCGAUCCUGGAUCUGAGGCCGAAAGCGCAGAGACGUGGGAACACGAUUGGCUGCUGACGGAAGAACCAGUGGCAGCAGAUUUGUAGGCAGCCUGUAAAUGAGCAUUUAUUAUAUAUUUCGUUUUUUUUUUUUUAUGUUUCUGUAUAAUCGUGUGUUUUCUGUUAUGGUGCUAGGCUCCUUUAGUGAGGUCCUGGCGUUGUGAUGCCAUUGAGAUGGUUUAAGCCGCAGACGUAAGUCACAGACGCACGCACACAAAUCAUGCGUGUCAAAGGUUCCGAGGUUUGACAGCCAGCAGCCAGUUAUUACGGACACUUACCAGUCUCCAGACUGCGGGAGGACACGGAUUGGCUCUACGAGAGCAGAGUGGCUCAAUCUGUAGUACUCUGUGGAAGUCUCAACGGAGGGACUUCAGUGUGGAUUAGAGUAGAUUCAGAUUUCUACUCUAAUUUGCAAUGUUUCAGGUUUUGUUACUUAGGCUUUUACAAAUGCUUUUACAAAUUACAAAUAGUGUUUACAAAUAUUUUCUUACGAAAUGAUUUCAGAGGACCAGAUAUAGAAAUAUAUGGAAUGUAGGUUUUGGACUGUAUUUUGUUAUGCUUCACAGAACGUGAUUAGGAAACAUUCAGGUGUUGACGGAACAGUACGGUUUCAUGAAACUUGUAAUCAGUGAGCAAAUAAUAAUAAAAUAAUUCUCCCCACAGCCCUUACACAAUAAUUGGAAUAAAUUGGUGUCACAGACUGCUGUGGCCAUGUCUGUUUUGUGAAACCUGAAUCUGACGUUGCUGCUGAUAUUGAUGACAUUUUAACUUGUUCUAGCAUUUUCCCAUUGUUAAAUGUACAUGCUUUGUUGUAUCUUUGGUUUGGAACUCGUUCUUGUUGUUAGGUU